AUGGGUAUCGCAAUAACAAAAGGAUUAAUUAAAGAAGAGUUCAGCCAAUUGAAGGAUGCCAUGGAAGAAGGGGACGUUGCAGGUGUUGCAGCCAAAAUAAACAAAGAAAUGGAAUUAUUAAAUAACACCACACUUCGUAUUGGCAUUACAGGAUGCUCGGGUGCAGGUAAAUCAUCGCUUGUCAAUGCCCUGCGAGAAAUGGCAGAUGAUGAAGAGGACUCAGCACCGACUGGAGUAAAAGAAACUACAAAGGAUGUACAGGCAUAUCAGCACCCCAAGUUCCCCAAAGUUAUAUUUUUUGAUAUGCCUGGAAUUGGAACAUCUAAUUUUAAAGCAGCUAAAUAUCUAAAGCAGGUAAAUUUUAGCCAGUAUGAUUUUUUCAUCAUUGCUGGAGGAGAUCGAUUCACUGAAAAUGAUGUCAAGCUAGCUUGUGAAAUUAAGAAAAUGAAGAAGAUGUACUACUUUGUGCGCACACAAGUGGAUAAAAGUAUUGAUUCGGAGAAAAAGAAAAAAAGCUUCAAUGAGGAAAAAACCCUUGAGGAAAUCAGGAAUUAUUGCAUGGAAAAUUUGAAGGAAUCAGGAGAGCAUCCACCAAGGGUUUUCCUAAUAACAAGAUGGGAUUUGAGCAAGUAUGACUUUCCACUCCUUGUAAAAGCAUUGGAGGAGGGCCUGGAUGAUGUCAAGAAACAUGUUUUAAUCAUGGCUCUUCCAGCUUUUUCUAAGGAAGCCAUUCAAAAGAAAGAGAAUGCCAUGAUAUCUCUUAUAUGGAAACUGUCUUUUGUGUCUUGUGCUAUUGGGGCCACUCCUAUCCCAGGCCUCUCUCUUGCUUGUGACACUGCCAUCCUGGUGGGAGCAAUGAUAACAAUAUACAAGAGUUUUGGGUUGGAUGAAGACACCCUUCGUAGAUUUGGAGAACGUGUUGGAAAACCUGUGGAUGAAUUGAAGUCUGCUGUCAAGAAAACCCCAAGAGCUGGUAGAAUCACCAAAGAAUUUGCAAUUGACUACUUGCAGAAGUCAGCAGUAUGGGUAACAGUAACUGUUAUUGAGUUAGUCCUAGAUUUUGUACCUAUUGUAGGCUCAGUGAUCGGUGGAGGUGCUUCUUUUGUUACCACAUUCUACAUGCUGAAGAAUUUCCUGAGAGAUGUUGUGGAAGAUGCACAUAAUGUUCUGAAAAAAGCUCAGGAAAAAAAAGAAUGA
This is a messenger RNA of Anolis sagrei ordinatus, 1197 nucleotides long. Lineage: Eukaryota; Metazoa; Chordata; Lepidosauria; Squamata; Anolidae. The record is from RefSeq and is a predicted model, not a curated record.